This is a messenger RNA of Bactrocera tryoni, 3061 nucleotides long. Its product is annotated as outer dynein arm-docking complex subunit 4. Bases 1709 to 2935 code for a protein of 408 amino acids. The record is from RefSeq and is a predicted model, not a curated record. Gene Ontology annotation, molecular function: protein binding. The transcript is spliced from 3 exons. NCBI's taxonomy places the organism in Eukaryota, Metazoa, Arthropoda, Insecta, Diptera, Tephritidae. Gene Ontology annotation, cellular component: cytoplasm.
GAGGAACUGGAGACCUGCAUUAAACUGUUAUGUGAUCAGUCUCACAAUCAUAUGAAAGUUCGAGAAUACGAUAAAGCUUUAAUAGGUUACAAUAAGUAAAUUCGGAGUUCUGGACUAAAGGAACAUCGCCCUUCGGAACAGAUUAUGUGAAUACAUCAUACCAUAGAAAUAUCAGAGAAUCCAAUAUUCGUUUAAAUAAAUGUAUCAUUAGCAGAACUGUAUACAUAAAUAAUGCCUAAUUUUUUAUUUAUUAAAUUUUUUUCAUGGUGUUAACAAAACAAAUAGGCACUUAAUUUGUUAUUUUAUUUUAUUUCCUAUUAGCGCAUGUGAAUUUUCAAAGCAAGUAUUUUCGAUACAGAUGAUCAAGGCAAGGGGAGGAAAUUUUAGUGUAAAGCAAUUUUUGUGUCAUAAUUUUGAAACACAUGAUCGUAGACCGUUACUAUUCACUUGGUAAUGCUUUCAUUUACCUACAUAUGUAUGUAUAAAUAAAGAUUCUUCUUUCGUUUCAUUGUCGUGUAGCUCGUCUGGUAGAAUGUUUUCAGAUCUUUUAGUGUUUAUUAAUUGUUCUAAUUAUCCAUCUAUCUAUCAACUAAGCCGAUAUGAAUAUAUAAUGUAGUAAACAAGUACAAAUAUCAAGUGAUACCCGUUAAGUUGCAGUAAAAAAGAUUCCGACAGAAAAUUCUCCCAUUUCCUUUUUAAAGUAUGCUCAUACAUAUAACUUUUAACUGAACACACAAUUAAUUCGGUCUUAGAUCAUUGAAAACCACAUUUUACCUAAAACCACAAUUAAUAUUUAACACAAACAAGAUUUAGUUGGAAUAAACAAAAAUUUUUCCCCUAGUUCUCAAGAAUUUCAUUAUUAUAAAUUAACUUAGGUUCUGAAAUCAUUUAAUUAAUUAUAUUAUUUUGCGAGCUUCUUACGUCUCAUCAUCUUUAAAAAGUAACGUUUUGAAUUAAAAAAAAUCUGCCUGACGGAUUGAUCUUUGAACGGAACUUAAUUGUGAAUUAAGUUGCCUAACAGUAACUCUGGGGAUAUAUAUACAUACAUAUAUGGAUUAAAUAGUGAUCAUAGCAGAUAAUACUACGAAAUUACAAAAUGAAAGUAUUAUGCAACACAACGUCAUGUAACUCACAAAUUCGUAGACGUUUAUCGUCUAUUAGGCUAUUAAAAUUAAACCUAAAUUGCAAUUAAUUCAUACAUUUGCACAAAUUCGUAGUAAUUUUAGCCGAAUGUGUACAAUAUAUAAUUUUCCAAAUCUGGUAGAUUAGCUAUCGAUUAUCACAUGUUCCCAAGCAACACAAACUUUAAUUUCACUUAACAACGCGUAUUUCACAUUAGGGUUGUAUAAUAUAUUAAAUAGCAUUAAUCAUCGAAGGAAAGCAAAUCUCGACAUUUGUCAAUUUCUUGACUUAGCUAGCUCUUAGAUAUCAAUACUACCAAAUUAUAAUAAGAUAAAAUAUAUAUAUACAAUUGUAUAGGAAAAUAUGUCCUAAAAAGGAUUUAUUUAUUGUGUUAGAAUUUAGAUAAUUAUACGCUCAUGUACAUUUUAACUUCCGUCCCACCCAUAUGAUUUUUUCUCGAGCAAUAACCUAAUACAGAUAUGCUUGUGGAUUCAUUGAACAAAUUUUAAACGUAAAUGUUGAAUGGAAAAUUCAGUUUUAGCAUAUUCAUAGGCGUAUUUUUUGGAUCAAACUUCUUUCCGCCAAUAUGUCAAGUGUUAUGAAAAACAUUUUAGAUGUUGAUAAAGAACAAGAAUUACUUCAAAGUUUUAUAAGAAUCGGAAUAACUGCAGACGAAGAGUCAAUAGAUGAAUCAUCACGCAAACUAAAUCAAGCCCGGUACUAUUCUUCGCCACGUACAAGACAUUCUUAUAAUGGGAAAAGCUUGUCUAACGCUAUCCCAGGUGGCCGAAAUUUAAAUAGCAAUCGCAAGACUGUAAAAUUUGCUGACGAUGUAGAAAAAAGUGGAGUUGGAGGUCGCGGAAACCGUAUUGAGGCAGAAUUGCGUGCUGCGCGAAGAAAAACCGAGGAUCAAUUAUUAAAAAAAAAAACAAAAGAAAAUUUUGUAGACUUCUAUACUGAUAAAGAUAGAGCAGCAGCUGUAAGCGCCGGCACUUACGACAUUAAACAAAGCCUGCAAAUAAAACAUAAACAGGAUCGUAAUGAAAUCAUGCAAAUACCGGAUGAGGCAGACAUUAAUUCCAUUAUAGCAUUGGGGUUGAAAGAAAUUAAAAACGCCAAUCCAGAAAACGCCGUAUAUUUCUUUUCACAGGCUCUCGAACUAAAUGGAACUGACAUAAAUGCGUUGGUUUCUCGAAGUAAAUGUUACCUUUUGCUAGGGGAGCCAUCAAAAGCAUUACAGGAUGCGGAAACUGCACUCACUGAAGACAAAAAUAAUAUUCGAGCAAUUUUCCAAAAAGCAGAAUCCCUCUAUUUUCUUGGUCAAUUCGAACAGAGUCUAAUGUUCUUCCACCAAGGCUUACGCGCACGUCCCGAAUUAUAUUCCUUUCGAUUGGGUGUUCAAAAAACUCAAGAAGCCAUUGAGAAUACUAUAGGAACUAGUAAAUGUUCAUCGCUCAACAUUGCACUCAAGUCUGCGAAUAAUAAAAUUUCUACUAAAUCUAACAGCAAUAAACAAUCUCAAAAAAAUGUACAACAUUCGAAUCGCCCAAAACUAUCCAGAGACGAAAUUGAACGACUCAACGCUCGCAAAUUGUUAGGUGAAUUAUGCGUUGACAAGGAGUAUUUAGAAAAACUGUUGAAACACCCGGAUUUAGUUCGAGCCGAUACAAACUCGGAAAAUAUUUCCAAUCAUGCAAAUGAAGCUGUUAACUUUCUAAUAAAACGACAAGAAUUUUGGCGACAACAACGUCCUUGUACAUCACUCACAAGUUACAAAAACCUUCCCCAAGAACCUCUACCAGACUGGUUUUAGAACAAUUUUAUAUAAGUGAAUUACUAGAAACUUUACAUAUCUAUAUACAUACAUAUAUGGGUUAGCUCAACAUAAUCAAACUAAAGGAAAUUGCAAUAUUAGUAUAUUGAUUUAUUAUAGCUUUAU